Messenger RNA from Scomber japonicus (chub mackerel), 4672 nucleotides. RefSeq names its product collagen alpha-1(XVII) chain-like. The record is from RefSeq and is a predicted model, not a curated record. NCBI's taxonomy places the organism in Eukaryota, Metazoa, Chordata, Actinopteri, Scombriformes, Scombridae. The transcript is spliced from 47 exons.
CUCACAUUGUUCUCUCCGCGCAGAGCGCGAUCAGACUGUCCAUCUUGAGAGGAGUCGGCAUUUGAUAGAUUGUUGUUCGGCUUUGUGAAGAUAAGAUGGAAUGGAGGAGUUAACGAGACAGAUGGACUUCUCAGGAGGCUUGUCAGAAGAAAAUGUUGUCACAGAAACUAUAACUUCCACGACCAGACUGACUUCUCUGCCACCAAAGGGAACCAGCGGAUCAAAUCACAGGAAUAUGUCCAGCAGUGCUGGAGGGCUGAGCUUGGAGAAGAAUGUCUUAACCCUGAACAGUGGAACUUAUUUCAGUUCAUCCUCUGUAGGUGUUAAUACCAGCAACUACAGCUCCUCCUCAGGAGUUUACCUUGGUGGAGACUCCUCAGGAGGAGGUGAUGGAGGGGGGAGCUACAUAGAUGGAGAAAGCUAUGGAAGCGGAGGCGUUGUUGGCAGCAGUGGUUCUGGAGGUGGCAGUUAUCACGUGAGCUCGGUGUCAAAGAUCAGGACCAGCUCGUCUGGUUGGGCCCGGAGAACGCAGGCUGCCGGCUCAUCACGAAGUCUGUCGCCAGCUUUCCGGGAGAGGAAGACCAUAAGCAGUCGCUCAGGAGGUUACGACGGAAGUUCCAGUGCAAAUUCCUCUCCAGAAUUUACACGCAAAGAUUAUGGCAACUAUUGCUCCAGUGCCACGCGAGGGAGGAGUGAAAGCAGAGAGAGCGAGAUCAGAACCAGAUUACAAAGUGCCUCCCCCUCACCUUCCAGAUGGAUGGAGUUGGACGACGUGAAGAAGCUGCUGAAGGGUCGCUCUAGCAGUGUCAGCCCUACUCGCUCCUUCACCACUCUGCCUGUUCCCAAGAAGGCCGGCGUGGAAACCAAGACUGUCUCUGUGGCCUCUCAGUCGGUGUCAACUUCGUUUGGCUCUGGUGUGACGUCAGCUGGAUUCAACACCAUUGAUGCAUCUGGCGUGUAUGAUAAUGGUCUGAGUUCAGGACAGUACGGUACUGGUGUAAAAUCAAGCCAGUAUGAUGCUAGUGUGAGUUCGGGACAGUACGGUACUGGUGUAAAAUCAAGCCAGUAUGAUGCUAGUGUGAGUUCAGGACAGUACGGAACUGGUGUAAAAUCAAGCCAGUAUGAUGCUAGUCUGAAAUCAGAGCAGUACAGUGCCGGGGUGAGAUCGGGCCAGUAUGACACUUCCACGCUGGAUGCUCUCCUUCCAUCUUUCUCCUGGUCCACCGCCACCCUGCCCUCCUCCUCCACCACGGUGGUCACUGGCAACGCCAGCAGCUACACGUACCAGGCGGGCAACAACAACAUGUUCUCACCCCUCAGCGCCACCUCACCCUCGUCCCUGUCAGUUUAUGGCUUUCAGAAUAAUCUGGCGCCCACCUCUGGCAGUGUCCUCACCACCAAUGGCCAUAAUGUCAAUGCUCAUUUGGGAGGUUAUGGAGUUCAGAAGAAUGUGUCAAACGGUGGUGGUGUUGUCAGCACUGGAGUCUCUACAACCACUAGAUCCCAAACUGAAGAUGCAUAUAAGAAAGAUUAUAAGUUCCUGAUCUCUGAAAAGGAGAACGUUCCAGCCAAAAGAGAUGCAGAGAUACUAAUUUUGGCCAAAGACAGUGGCAAGCAGUUCACCACCACUGGCAUCAGCGUUCAUUUAGGAGGAGGGUCACUUUCAGGAGACUCCAUAAAAAAAGAGAAGCUUAUUUCAAGCUAUAGUGAGACGGCGCCACUGAAGACAGAGAGCGGCAACACUUACUAUGGGUCGUCUGGAGUUGUAAUGAAAGACAAAGCCACCUAUGCAGAGAUUCACAGGGACAGCGGCAUCUUUGGAGGAGGAGGAUUUUGCUGCUGCUCUGACGCAUGCUGCUCCUGGUGGAAAUGGCUGCUGGGUCAUCUCCUUCUCUCCUUGCUCCUGCUGGGACUCCUCUUUGGGCUCAUUGCAUUAGCUGAGGAUGUGAGAAAGCUGAAGAAUCGAGUGGCUACUUUGGAGGCUGCAUCCUCAUCCGCUACUGCUCACGCCAGUCGUCUGUCAUGUACCAAUGACACCAACGCCAAUGUGGAUGCGGGUGUAAGCAGAGGACACAUAGAUCUUGCGGCUCUCCAGAUUGAAAUCCAGAACAUGAUGAGAUCUGAAAUGAAGUCACAGGAAUUCAGAGAUUUAAUAGCAUCCUCUGUGCAAGUAGAAAGGGGAUUGCCUGGACUUAAAGGGGACACUGGAGCUAAAGGAGAUCCUGGUUUCCCUGGACAGCCAGGUCCUCCUGGUUCGAUUGGCCACCCAGGUAUUGAUGGUCAGAAAGGACAGAAAGGAAGCCAAGGUGAUCAUGGACCGGAGGGGCCACAAGGUAUCAGGGGUCGUGAGGGCCCUGCUGGCCCCAGAGGUGAGCCAUUGGUUUUACUUACAGAGUUGCUGACAUAUUGCUAUUACUUUUAUUAUCUCGUAAUGCAAGAAAUACAAACUGCACCAGGGCUGUCUGGACAAGAUGGUGCAAAAGGCUCAAGAGGUGACCAAGGACAUGCUGGACCCCCUGGACUUAGAGGUCCUGCUGGGCCUCCUGGAGAUGCUGGACUUCCAGGAACACCUGGGCUUCAAGGACCACCAGGAAUACCAGGGAAUCCAGGACAGCCAGGGGCCAAAGGUGAAAUGGGUCAACAAGGGAAAAUCAUUAAUGCAGCUGGCUCCGCCUCUGUGGGUAUCCCAGGACCUCCUGGGCCUGCUGGACCUCCCGGCCCUGCCGGACAUCCAGGAUUAUCAGGUCCUAUUGGUCCUGCUGGUCUGCCUGGCCAACCUGGUAGGUUACUGCACCCCAGACUCAAAAACAAAACAAAACAAAUUUGGAUCAGAUAUGAAGCCUUCAGAGUCUCAUAGAUGCUAUGUUUUUCCGUCCUCACAGGUCCUAAAGGUCCGCCUGGACCUCCUGGACGUCCUGGAGAUUCAAGACAAGGACCUCCAGGACCACCUGGUCCUCAAGGUCCUCCAGGUUAUGGAAGACCAGGACCUAAAGGAGACAAAGGAGAUUCAAGCUAUGCAUCUGGCUCUGGAGUGCAUUAUGGACAACCAGGACCACCUGGGCCACCUGGACAGAAGGGAGAAACAGGUUCACCUGGACCAAGAGGGUACCAAGGUAACUGUCUUUCUUUAAGUUAUGUCACUUCACGAGGCUCAAUCUCAGUCACCUCAGGGCCUCCUGGUCCUCCAGGUCCUCCUGGCCCUUCAGGCCCACCUGGCGCAUUCUCCUCUUCUGAGAUGCACCAUUACAUCAAUACCUAUCUAAGCAGAAACAGACAGGCUGGUAUUCCUGGACCUCCAGGUCUACCUGGGCCUCCAGGAAUCCCCGGAACCUUCUCAGGCUCUAUAGAGGACAUCUCCACUCGCAUCAUUGCAUACAUACAACGUUCAGGCUCAAGCUUCGGCACUGGUAUCCAGGGUCCUCCAGGACCACCUGGCCCUCCUGGCCCCGGCUCUGGAUCCCUGACUGUCAACGCUCUCAUUACCAUGCUACAGAGAGAUGAUGUGAGGAGAUAUAUGUCAGGACCGCCAGGGCCACAAGGACCACCAGGAGCAUCAGGAGGAAUCUCUGGCACUUACAAUAUACAGGAGAUAGCUACUUAUGUCUUCAACAUCAUGAAUGAGAGAGGGAUUGCUAGAGGUGUGCCUGGGCCACCAGGCCCUCCUGGGCCUGCAGGUGCAGGGGGCUCUAGCUAUACUUCUGCUACAAUUGACUACUCUGAAUUGAUAAGAAAUUCAGACUUCUGUUCAUGGAUUUCCUCUGCUGUACAACAUGGUCCUCCCGGUCCUCCAGGUGUUUCAGGGCAUCCUGGCCCUCCUGGCCCCCAGGGGCCACCAGGAGUCUCCACUUCAAUUAUGAAGGGAACGGGAUGUCGCGGGUACAGCUUGGAGGAAAUUCAGCGUCACCUGCAAGGUUCUAGCUUCAGAGGUCUUCCUGGCCCUCCUGGUCCUCCAGGUCCACAGGGUCCACCAGGCAGACAAAGUGGAUCGGUUUCCUACAGUGGGAACUUCCCUCGGGAGUCUAUCCGUGCUGAAGUUCAGGAGUAUCUGACCAGUGACAAUGUUCGUCGUACCAUUAUGGGACCUCCAGGUCAGAAAGGAGAUCGUGGAGAGCCAGGUUACUCCCAGAGCUACGUGCAUAGCUCGAGCUACCCUCAGGGUGACCCUCGCUAUGGUUCAGACCGCAAAGACAUUGAUGUCAGCAGGCUCGCUGAGAGACUAGACUACUCCAACGUUGCUUUGAAAGUUACAGACUACAUCAAGAAUCAAGGCCUCCUGCAGGAUUAUCUGGUUGAAGGUCCCUGGAGGUCAAAUGUAAGAGCUAUUCAAGGCCCCACUGGUCCACCUGGCCCUCCUGGACCACCUGGCUACAGCCGUGUCAUUGGAACUUACGGCAACAUCACAGCUGACCUGAUGGACUUCUUCAGAACCCAUGGCACCAUCCCCGGUCCUCCAGGAAUCCCUGGACCAAAGGGAGAGAGAGGGUACCCAGGACCCAGGGGAGAAAAGGGUGAUCCUGGACGCCAGGGUUUAUCAGGACUACCGGGGACAUACACUGUACAAAUUCCACACCGAGUGCAGAAGAGGGAUACCGGCAAUAAAGUGGUUCGUCAUCAGCUGCGUCGCCGUCAAGCUAACAUUGGCUAAAAGGCAACAUACUACUGGAUCAUGUCA